Messenger RNA from Thyridium curvatum, 1302 nucleotides. RefSeq lists its product as uncharacterized. Gene Ontology annotation, cellular component: mitochondrion. Bases 1 to 1302 code for a protein of 433 amino acids. The transcript has 6 exons. NCBI's taxonomy places the organism in Eukaryota, Fungi, Ascomycota, Sordariomycetes, Thyridiales, Thyridiaceae. Gene Ontology annotation, biological process: L-aspartate catabolic process; biosynthetic process. Gene Ontology annotation, molecular function: pyridoxal phosphate binding; L-aspartate:2-oxoglutarate transaminase activity. The record is from RefSeq and is a predicted model, not a curated record.
AUGCUGUCUUCUGCCAGAAUAGCAGCUCGCCCGGCCGUGCGCCGCGUCGCCGCCUUCAACAUGGCUUUGCGCCCAGCUUCCACCUGGGCCAAUGUCCAGCAGGGUCCUCCUACCGCAGGAUCCGCCCUCGCCCAAUAUCAGGCCAUUCUGGGUGUCACUGAGGCCUUCAAGGCCGACAGCUUCCCCAAGAAGAUCAACCUUGGUGUCGGUGCCUACCGCGACGACCAGGGCAAGCCCUACGUCCUGCCCUCCGUCCUCAAGGCCGAGAAGAGGGUCGUCGACGCCAAGAUGAACCACGAGUACGCCGGCAUCACCGGCGUGCCCGAGUUCACCAAGGCCGCCGCCGAGCUGGCCUACGGCAAGGGCAGCCCCGCGCUCGAGAACCUCGUCAUCACGCAGUCCAUCUCGGGCACAGGCGCCCUGCGCAUCGGCGCCGCCUUCCUCGAGCGCUUCUACCCGGGCAACAAGACCAUCUACAUCCCCACGCCGUCGUGGGCCAACCACAAGGCCGUCUUCGACGACGCCGGCCUGCAGGUCCAGAACUACCGCUACUACAACAAGGACACCAUCGGCCUCGACUUUGAGGGCAUGGUCGCCGACAUCAAGGCCGCGCCCAAGGGCAGCAUCUUCCUCUUCCACGCCUGCGCCCACAACCCCACCGGCGUCGACCCCACCGAGCAGCAGUGGCGCGAGAUCGAGCAGGCCGUCAAGGCCCAGGGCCACUUUGCCUUCUUCGACAUGGCCUACCAGGGCUUCGCCAGCGGCGACACCAACAAGGACGCCUUUGCCGUCCGCCACUUUGUCGAGAACGGCCACCAGAUCUGCCUGGCCCAGUCCUUUGCCAAGAACAUGGGUCUCUACGGCGAGCGCAUCGGCGCCUUCUCCCUCGUCACCGAGUCGGCCGAGGAGAAGAAGCGCGUCGACAGCCAGGUCAAGAUCCUCGUGCGCCCCAUGUACUCGAACCCGCCCAUCCACGGCGCCCGCCUCGCCUCGACCAUCCUCAACGACCCGGAGCUGUACGAGGAGUGGCUCGGCGAGGUCAAGGGCAUGGCCGACCGCAUCAUCCGCAUGCGCGCCCUGCUGCGCGAGAACCUCGAGAAGCUCGGCUCCAAGCACGACUGGUCCCACAUCACCUCCCAGAUCGGCAUGUUCGCCUACACCGGCCUGAGCCCCGAGCAGAUGGACGCCCUGGCCAAGGAGCACUCCGUCUACGCCACCCGCAACGGCCGCAUCUCGGUCGCCGGCAUCACCAGCGAGAACGUCGGCCGCCUGGCCGAGUCCAUCUUCAAGGUCAAGGGUUAA